AUGACCACGUCUCUAAAGGAAAGUGCUUUCAGACAACGUCCAAAUCCUGGCCGCACACUCACAGACUGUAGCCCUCCUAGACAGUCUGAUUAUCCAGAUUCAACUUUAAUAGCUAGGCCUCCCUCUCCUGAUGCUGUCUCGACGACAAGUGACGAAGGGUCAAACUAUCAUGCAAUCCAGGCAAAGAACAUCAUACAGAUAGAUCUUCAGAACCCUCGCUUUAUCAGCCGCGAGCAACAGUCAAUACUAAAGUCGGCUCUUCAGCUUGUGAGCACCAUGGCCAGCCAUCAGCCGCCCACAGCCCUGGAAGAAGGGAGUCAUCUGCACGACCCCCCUGGUACUAUUCCCAAAGUACCACCGCGUGAGCUCUUAUUCAUGCUUCUUCCUGGCCCGCCGGAAUCUGUGCGUAUACAGUGGCCGGAUCACAUAUCCGACAAGGCCUAUGUAAGGAUGGCUACGCCCCUACUACAAGACCGAUGCCAGCUCGAAGCCAAGACGUUCCACCAGUACUGCAUUUGCAUCUACGUCAAAGCCAUUUUUCAUAUAUAUCAGGUAUCACGAUCCAUGGACGACCUUGUUCUCCGAAAGGAAAUGUCGGAAUCCAGGUCCAACUAUGUGGCGGCAGCAAUGCGCAGCAUUGAGAACUUCAACAUACUCAAACCCCCAGAUCUCUUGACCAUCCAAUCAAUGAUGUCUAGUGCACUGCUCAUGCAGCACUUAGGGAAACCACACCAAUGUUGGCUCUUUGUCUCAUAUGCCGCCCGACAAAUCACUGCCCUCAACUAUCACAAGAUCCGUAGACUGCCAGCAACCUCCGAGGUGGAGCAAGAGAUUCACAGUGUCGUCUACUGGUGCUAUUAUCUUGACCAGACCUUGAGUUCUCUGCUCUGUCGGUCCUCUUCGCUACCCGACCUCGAGGUCUCUCCUACCGACCUGAUCACGUUAGCACCGUCGUCCCCGUACGAUAGUCUUUUACGGAUCAUACUUGAUCUUGCCCAAGUCCAGGGUAAGCUAAGGACAAUCUCUUGUGGUAACAAAACCCACCCCACCGAUCGAGCUCUAGAGACAUGCCAGCUCCUCGAGGCCAAAAUGCAGGCCAUCCUUCCACGUUUGCAGGCGAAUCGUGAUUGUCAUCCCAAAAUGAUCCAGUAUGACUGGGUCGGCGUGGACUUUUGCUACUACGCCAUAUUCGUCGAGAUCCACCGUACCCGGCUGAAAAGGGCAUUCAGCCCAAAGGUUCAUCAGGAAUGCCUCAUCUAUGCGCGCAAGUCGCUCCGAGCUUUCCGCUUCCUUCAGCAACACCCCGCCGAGCUACCUGGGUUCGAUGAUCCCUAUCCUUCGUUUUUGACAUGGACCCUAUUCCUCUAUCCCCUGAGCGCCUUCUUUGUCGUCUUUUGCAACAUCAUCGGCACUAAGGAUCAGGACGAUUCUGAGCUCAUGGGCCGGAUCAUCCAACGUCUGGAGCCGUUCAAGCAGGAUCGCCACCUAGGCAAGCUCCUGAACCUGCUGCAGUCGUUGGAGCGUCUCUGUGAGCCCCUUUUCCGGACAACUGGUGAUGGCGGUGAUUCUGGCUCUGAAGUUGUCGCGCCUGACGGCGAUGCAUCAGUGACAUUUGCUGAGACCAGCGUCGACCAUGCCGACAACACGGCUUCCCUUGGCGCUUUCCACCCCGUAUUCUCCGGAGCUACUCUGGGGCCUAUACCCGCCACCACCACGACCACCACCACCGACGUGGACCCCUCUGCUGACUGGCUGAUGUGGCAGUUGUUCAAUAGCCAGGUUCCACCGGGAUGGCUGGACGAAGGUGUCGAGCCUUUCGAUGGUGGCCCCAUGUAA
Aspergillus brunneoviolaceus CBS 621.78 is the source of this 1836-nucleotide messenger RNA. RefSeq names its product fungal specific transcription factor domain-containing protein. Gene Ontology annotation, biological process: DNA-templated transcription. Bases 1 to 1836 code for a protein of 611 amino acids. The transcript has 5 exons. The record is from RefSeq and is a predicted model, not a curated record. Gene Ontology annotation, molecular function: zinc ion binding; DNA binding. Lineage: Eukaryota; Fungi; Ascomycota; Eurotiomycetes; Eurotiales; Aspergillaceae.